Molecule: messenger RNA, 510 nt
Organism: Aspergillus tanneri
Lineage: Eukaryota; Fungi; Ascomycota; Eurotiomycetes; Eurotiales; Aspergillaceae
Exons: 3
Coding region: 1-510 (169 amino acids)
Source: RefSeq, a predicted model, not a curated record
AUGCACAAUAUCUGGCCAGAGACCAACCCGUCAACAGACGCUUUGACGAUGUUAAAGGACGGAGUGCGGGUGGUAGAAUGUAGCAAGUGUAUAGGAGGAGAUGCGACGAGUAGGCAUUGGAGCUCUUCUGGGAGACGUGGUCGAGAGCUUAAGCGGUCCCUUAGUACUGGAAGCGGAUCUGUUAUUGCCAUUGAACUAUUCCGGGGCAGCGACGAGUUUGACAGUGACAAGCCGAAGACCAAGGAUAUUUCUUGCCUUCCUUUGAUUGAUCGGGUGCCGACUUCCGAGUUACAAGCGCAGCAAAAGAGUCGUCUCGAGCAUCAUUUUGUUGGGAUUCGCUAUAAUCGUCUGUCGCUGGUGCUACCCGAUUGUAGGGAGCCUGGUUGGAAUUGGCGGUUGAACGAGAGCUUCUGUACUCUGGCUGCUUUCAAAGAGAUUGCCAACCGGGUUCACGCCGGCAAACUGGAAGAAAGCCCGCAUGACAAACCUGGACGAAUCGGGUUUCCCUGA